Messenger RNA from Chara braunii, 1788 nucleotides. NCBI's taxonomy places the organism in Eukaryota, Viridiplantae, Streptophyta, Charophyceae, Charales, Characeae. The record is from the annotation of a GenBank genome assembly.
ACCGGACCCCAGCAGGUAGAAAAGCAUGAACAAUUGGUAGGUGAAAUGUACCUGUUGGCAAACUCGUUGCUUCAAGAAGAGGUUGCUAGGAUUGAAGGAGAGAGUACAAGUCCCACAGGCAAGAGAGAGGAGAAGAGUAGCAUGCUGAGAGGGUUCAGAGGAGAGAGGAACAACAUGUUGACUGGACACAGCAGACAGAGAGGCAGACUGCAGAGAGGAUUCAGGAAGGAGGGGCACCAAGUGGAUCAGAUGCACCUCCUCAGCCUGCUCAGGACUGCCCUAUGUUAGGCAUGGAGCCAGAGCUGCCUCAUGAGCCACAAGGACAGGAGCAGAGUGAGGAUCAGGCUGCAAAGGAGAAGGAACAUGACAGGAAGGAGAGAGCAGCAACAGAGAGAGAGAUCAGAGUCCAAAUCAGACUUAAGAACCUUGCGGAGCUGCACGAGAAGGUUGAGCAGGGAGAGCAGCCUGUGGUACUAGAAGACGGAAAGAGAAAAGGCUCAUGCGCUCAGGGCGAUGAGACCCCUCUUUUCACAGAGGCUUGGGACAGCUUUGACAGGUUGUUAGAGGCAGCAAGGAGGCCCAGGGAGCAACAUCAGGAGAUGGGGCUUAAGCUGGUCUCUACAGACUUGCUUAACCUGAAGGGUCUUAUGAAGGAAGGUUUUGCGGCAGCCAAGGCUUCUGAUGGAAAGAUGGAGAAGAGGUUGACAAGGGUGGCGCGGGCGUCUCGUGAGCAGAAAAUGGAUUGGCAAAAAGAAAUUGACGAUUUGAAGAAGAAAGGGGAAAGGCAGGACAAGGAGGUGGAAGCCAUGAAGGCUGAGGUGGAGAAGGCCUGGGCAGACAACGAGGCCAUCAGACACAUCAACCAGACCCUCAACAAAGUUAACGACACCCUGAGGACCUACUUGCAAGCGCCAACUACAGUGGUGGAUUGGACAGAGGUCCAAGGGUUUGGGAUCAGAAGACAGCCCGCAGAAGAAGCCUUCAAGUGCCAGAAGGAAGAGGAAGGGGCAAGUCAGCAGAAGGGUGAGGAGAUCCCCUUGCUAGACAAGGAGACGUUGCAACCGGAGGAGAUACCAACAAAGAAGGAGGCAGAGGUCGAUGAAGUUGAGUGGCAAAUGCCCUCUAUUUUGGCAUUUGAGCAGGUACAGAGGAGAGAGGAUACGACGCAGCAGGCAGAAACCGCACAAGAUGAGGGUGCUCCGAUGAUCACUCAGGGAGAAGCUACAGAAGUGAAGGAAGCUCAGGAGACUACAGGGCAAGUCAUGGCUGAGGGAGAGAAUCUGGAGGACUGUCAAGAGUCGACCACACCUCAAGGUAUGCCUCUUGUUACAGGACUGGAGGAGGCAUUGGGAUCUUGGGCUACUGGUUCUGGGCCAGAGGCACGAGGGGAUGAGCAGGUGACCCAGACAGAUGACAGAACAACCUGUCCUACUCCUUCAGGGGCUCCUCAGCAGGAGGUUACGAGCGAGGUUACAUCAACCUCCUCAUCAGCGCCCUCGCAGAGCGAAGGCAAGAUGUCCCAAAGGAAGCCUGGCAAGUGCUUCUACUGCAAGAAGGGCAAGCAUAGGUCUGAGGACUGUCCCAAGAGCCUCAAAGAUGAGGCAGAUGGCUUGGUUACCAGGGAGGCAUCUGGGAGGUGGAGAGAUAGGGAUGGGGACCUAGUCCCUAAGACUCAUGAUGGGGUGAGGGCGCAGUUGUAUAGACAGCUGCAGAUGGUUAUGAGUGAUCAAGAGUAGGGUUCAUUAAUAGGGUCCUGAAAGAUCUAUAGCUAGUAUGUAUAAGACAUCU